CGAGGCGAGUAAUAGAGCCACGGUAGGAAGCCUUUAGGGCAGGACACUGCACUGCCACGGCCAGGGGCACCAUUGGAGGUCUGGGGUGCUACUAGGUCCUGUUUUAUGUAGGAGGGACAGGGCAGUGCAUUUGGUGCAGGACAGGGAAGAGGCAGUAACCAUGAGACAGACAUUGGUAGAGUGAUGUCCAGGCCGUGAGAUGUGAACUGGCGGCGUGAGUGCUCUGGCAUUGAGGAUAUAAGGAUGAAGUGUGAGCCCGCCCCAUUGGCUCUGUCUGAGAGGCAUAACGUGGGAGACUGUAGGACUGCCUGGCCAGAGGGAGUAUGUCCCUGCAGGCCGUGCCCAGAGCUUCGGUGCUGCCUGCCUGCCUGACUGCUGUUGCUGUGGUUGGACACGGGGAUGAAAGGGCCUAGGAGGAGAGUUCUUAUCAGUGGUGUCAGGCCGCAAUCUCUCCUCUGAUAUGGGGAAAUGAGAAGGAGGGGCUCUGUGACCUUUGAGGACGUGGCCAUUUACUUCUCCCAGGAGGAGUGGGGGCUCCUUGAUGAGGCACAGCGGUUCCUAUACCAUGACGUGAUGCUGGAGAUCUUUGCACUUACAGCGUCCCUCGAUUGUUGGUGUGGAGCAAAGGAUGAGGUACCUUCUGAGCAGAGUGUUCCUGUAGAAGAUGCCAGGACUUCCAUGGCAGGUCCAUUGACUGAGAAGACCCAUCCUUGUGAGAAGUGUGUCCCAGUCUUGAAAGACGUUUUACACCUGACUGAGCUCCAAGCAACAUAUCCUGGACAGAAACCAUACCUGGGUGGGACAUCUAGAGGCUUAUGGUACAGUGAAAACCUUCGCCAGUACGAAAAGUAUGACAGUGGAGAGAAAAUCUUCAAAGAAGACAUGGACAGGGCCUCACUUGUGACAAGCUGCAGAUUCCAUGUGUUGGGGAAGCCCUUCACUUGUGGGGAGGGUGCAAAGGACUUUUCAGCUCUAUCAGGCCUUCUGCAGCACCAGGCCACUCCCAAUGGUGAGAAGGCACAUGGCAGCAUCAAGCAUAGGGAGUCCUUUAACAGUGGGAAAAGUUGUAACAAGUGGGUUGAAUGCAGGAAAGUAUUUAGCAACCCUCACACACUUCACCACCCGAGAGUCUGCACUGGAGAUGGUCUUGAUGAAUGUAGCAUCUGUGAAAAAGCCUUCCGCUGCAAAUACAAACUUAAUCAGCACCAGGAAGUUCACACUGGAGCAAGGCCAUAUGAGUGUGGUGAAUGUGGGAAAUUCUUUAGCUACAAAAAAACCCUCACUGAACACAGAAGAGUUCACACUGGAGAAAGGCCUUAUGAGUGUGGUGAAUGUGGGAAAUUCUUUAGCUGGAAAAGCAAACUCAUUCGACACAGGACAGUUCACACUGGAGAAAGGCCUUAUGAGUGUGGUGAAUGUGGGAAAUUCUUUAGCCGCAAAUCCUGCCUCACUCUACACAGGAGAGUUCACAGUGGAGAAAGGCCUUAUGAAUGUGGUGAAUGUGGGAAAUCGUUUAGCUACAAAGCCUCCCUCAUUCGACACAGGACAGUUCACACUGGAGAAAGGCCUUAUCAAUGCAAUGAAUGUGGUAAAUCCUUUAGCCGGAGUUCUGCCCUCCUUCAACACAGGAGAGCUCACUUGCAGUAAAUGUGGGAAAUCCUUGAGCUGCAAUUCUGACCUGUCAACACCAAAAAUGCACACUGGGAAAGGCCUUAGAUACUCAAAGAGAAUUUGUUCUUACCGUAUUAAGUGUAACUGUUGCGGAAAAACCUCUGUGAGAAGCCAUCUGUGUGGGAUUCACAUAUAAAGUAUAAAAGUCAUUUGAAUACUUAUAUCUGACUUGAUUUUUUUAUAGUUCAUGAUUCAUGGUCAAAACAGAAACAGUUUCUGUGAUAUGAGUGCCCGUGCAUUGUUCCCUAUGUAAGAACUUGUUCGCUAUGCUUCAGAAGAUUGGAGACUGUUGAGAGUUGGAUUUGAUGAUUGUGCAUUGAGUUCACUAUACAGAAUUUUAUCAUUGUUAACAACCAUUUGAUCAAUAAAUAUGAGAGGUGCCCUCUCAGCACCACUCUUGUGCUGUUA
Molecule: messenger RNA, 2079 nt
Organism: Manis pentadactyla (Chinese pangolin)
Lineage: Eukaryota; Metazoa; Chordata; Mammalia; Pholidota; Manidae
Product: zinc finger protein interacting with ribonucleoprotein K-like
Exons: 3
Coding region: 469-1647 (392 amino acids)
Biological process (GO): regulation of transcription by RNA polymerase II
Molecular function (GO): RNA polymerase II cis-regulatory region sequence-specific DNA binding; DNA-binding transcription factor activity
Source: RefSeq, a predicted model, not a curated record